Molecule: messenger RNA, 707 nt
Organism: Sphaeramia orbicularis (orbiculate cardinalfish)
Lineage: Eukaryota; Metazoa; Chordata; Actinopteri; Kurtiformes; Apogonidae
Product: histone H1-like
Exons: 1
Coding region: 18-614 (198 amino acids)
Biological process (GO): nucleosome assembly
Cellular component (GO): nucleosome
Molecular function (GO): structural constituent of chromatin; DNA binding
Source: RefSeq, a predicted model, not a curated record
AAUAGACACUCGAAACUAUGGCAGAAGUAGCUCCAGCUCCCGCCGCCGCUCCGGCCAAAGCCGCCAAGAAGAAGGCCGUGAAAAAGGCCAAAACCGGACCCAGCGUCCGCGACCUCAUCACCAAGACCGUGGCCGCUUCCAAGGAGCGGAACGGCGUGUCUCUGGCGGCUCUGAAGAAGGCUCUGGCCGCAGCUGGAUACGAUGUGGAGAAGAACAAGGGCCGCAUCAAGGUGGCCGUCAAAAGCAUGGUGGCCAGUGGGGUCCUGACCCAGACCAAGGGGACCGGGGCUUCAGGCUCGUUCAAGAUGAGCAAGAAGGCAGAAGCCAAGCCCAAGAAGAAGGCUGUGAAGAAAGCAGCUCCCAAAGCCAAGAAGGCAGCGGCCAAGAAACCUGCAACCCCCAAGAGGCCGAAGAAGCCAGCAGCAGCAAAGAAGGCCCCGAAGAAGUCCCCGAAGAAGGCGGCCAAGAAGGCCCCGGCGGCCAAGAAAGCAGCAGCAAAGAGCCCCAAGAAGGCCCCCAAGAAGGUGACCAAGAAGCCUGCGGCCAAGAAAGCCCCUGCAAAGAAGGCAGCGGCCAAGCCCAAAGCAAAGAAGGCAGCAGCCAAGAAGAAGUGAGCUGACCUCAGCCUGUCACCUCCAGAACCUGAUCAAAGGCUCUUUUAAGAGCCACCCACAAAUACACUGAAGACUCAACUCCUCAACUGCAAU